Lasiodiplodia theobromae is the source of this 1575-nucleotide messenger RNA. Its product is annotated as Sugar transporter. The record is from RefSeq and is a predicted model, not a curated record. Lineage: Eukaryota; Fungi; Ascomycota; Dothideomycetes; Botryosphaeriales; Botryosphaeriaceae. Gene Ontology annotation, molecular function: carbohydrate:proton symporter activity. Gene Ontology annotation, biological process: transmembrane transport; carbohydrate transport. The transcript is spliced from 10 exons. Bases 1 to 1575 code for a protein of 524 amino acids. Gene Ontology annotation, cellular component: membrane.
AUGGCUCCGCGCAUCCUCAAGAGCAACGCGGCCGACAAGGCCAGCGCCAUGUCUUUCAGGCAACGCAUGGCUCUGUUCACGCCUGCUGUUGCUUUCGUCACCAUAUACACAAGCGCUGCCAUGUUCAACUUCGGCUACGAUGUCGGUGUCUUCAGCGGUCUUCAGGCCAUGGAGCCAUUCAAAAGAAGGUUCGGAAAGUGCGACGCCGAUGGCACUUGCAGUAUACCAUCCUACCUCUCCUCGAUCAUGAACUCGACGCCAUAUCUUGGAAAGCUCCUUGGAACUUGGGUCGCCGCCCCAUUGGCUGAGCGGUUUGGCAGGAAGAAGAGCUUGCUGUUCAUCGCUAUCUGCUCCAUAAUUGGUACCGUACUGCAGAUUGCUGCCACUACUGCAGCGCAAUUCACAGUAGGGCGUAUAACCUGCUACUUCAUGACAGGCAUCUGCAUGUUGAUGAUCCCCUCAUACCUUGCUGAAACGGCGCCUCAAGAGCUGCGUGGACUCAUUGGAGGCCAGAUCCAGAUUCAGAUCAUGUUCUCUCAGGUCGUUGCCAAUCUGAUCAACUACGGAACCAAACAACUCGACACCAAUGCUUGCUGGAUGAUUCCUCUAGGCAUUCAAUUUGUGAUGCCUGCUAUUCUCAUCGCAGCAUAUCCCUUCCUGGUCGAAUCUCCGAGAUGGCUCAUCAGCCGUGGCGAAACCGAAGCUGCGUCGGCCGCACUGCGCAAGCUCCGCACGAAUACCGACCCACAGACCCUCAACGAGGAGCUUAGCGUCAUGCUCUACGCGCGCACCAACGAAGGCAAAGGCGGCUGGAUCGAAGUCUUCACAGGCACAAACAGGCGCCGCGCUGGUAUCGCCAUCCUCGGCAUGUUAGCCCAGCAACUCUCGGGCCAGAUCUUCACCUCGCAAUACGGCGUCCUCUUCUACCAACAGCAAGGUUACUCCAACUCGUUCGCGCUCGGGAUCGCCUACACGACGCUCCAGUUCUUCACCGCCCUCACCACCUCCCUCAUCGUCGACCGGCUGGGCCGACGCCCGCUGCUCCUCUUCGGCGGCCUCGCGCAAGCCACGUUCCUCUACAUGGUCGGCGGCCUGGGCACCGUCCCCGCGCCGCCGAACCAGGCCGAAAAGGACGCGCUGGUCGCGGGGCUCAUGAUGUUUGGCGUCUUCUUCGGCCUGACCUGGGCGCCGCUCAGCUACAUCACCAUGGCCGAGGCGCCCGCCCGCCGCGUCGCCGAGAAGACGGCCAUGCUGGCCAACUCGCUGUCCAUCACCUGCGCCUUCGUCAUCAGCUUCACCGUUCCCUACCUCGUCAAUGCCGAUUAUGCGGGCUUGGGCGCCAAGGUCGGCUUCCUGUACGGCAGCACCACCGUCGUGGUGACGGUGCUGUGCUGGCUGUUCGUGCCGGAAAUGAAGGGGAGGAGCUUGGAAGAACUGGAUGCCCUGUUUGAAAAGGAAACUCCGACUAGGGCUUUUGGGAAGGCGGUGGUGCGAGUGGGUGGUGAAGGAGGGGACGAGGGUGAUGACUUGGGCAAGCCAAGCAAAGUCGUGGUUGAGGAGGUCGAAAGAGUGUAG